CUGCGGGUAGUGUCUAUGGUGUCUAUACUUAUCUAUGUAAAGUGCAAUCAGAUAGUCAGACGAGAAACGCCAAGAGUUUAAAAAAUAUGUAAAUUCGUUGACAUAUCCGAUAACUUAUUUAUACUUUUUUUGCAAAUAUUACAAAUGUGAUUUAUGGUAUUUGUUUUGUGUUUUGGUAGUAAAUUUCGUUAUGGCCACUCUUAAUAAAAACGAAGAAGUUCUGUGUCACGUAUGUGGUACAUUUUCUGUUGCGUGUUGUAAUCAUAAUUGUUAUGACCAACACGUUCAAACCGUCAACCAACUAAGUGCGUAUGAGGAAUAUUUUAAAAACAGGAUUGAUUUUGAAAACUAUAGAAUAUUUUCGUCCUCUGUGUGUGUUACAAUAGUCGAUUUUUUCACUGCUAUCGAAGAAGAUUUUAUCAUUUUAGUGAACCGUUUACGUUUAGAGCACAAUGCACUGGUAAUAAAUAUAAACUUUUUUGCUCUCUAUCAUGAAGAGAGCUUAAAUGAAGACAGCAAAUAUAUCGCCGAAGUAAAAAUGUUUAAUGUAUACAAUAAGGAAUUAGCAAAAAACACUGAUGUGUAUAAGUUAUACAAAGAUAUUGUGCAUUCAUUUAUUUUUCAAAGUGAUGGAUUAAAAACUUCAAAAUGUAGUUGGACUCUGGAGGAAUUGCUUUUUGUUGAAAUAAUUAAGGUCAAAAAAUUAUUUGAAAUGAAUUUACAUCAAAAUCACUUGUAGAGAUGUCAUAAAUCAUAAUAAAUCACAUUUAACCUGGUAAUCAUAUAUAAUAAUAUUUCUAUAAAUUACUCAUAAUCAUUAGUUGACAGUUGUGGUAUAACUAACUAAAAUCAGUUAUUUUAAAACAAUAAAUGUAUUAAUUUUA
Molecule: messenger RNA, 884 nt
Organism: Metopolophium dirhodum (rose-grain aphid)
Lineage: Eukaryota; Metazoa; Arthropoda; Insecta; Hemiptera; Aphididae
Exons: 2
Coding region: 191-739 (182 amino acids)
Source: RefSeq, a predicted model, not a curated record